This is a messenger RNA of Paramormyrops kingsleyae, 2536 nucleotides long. It is a transcript of the gene ptbp1a, whose product is annotated as polypyrimidine tract binding protein 1a. Gene Ontology annotation, biological process: mRNA processing. NCBI's taxonomy places the organism in Eukaryota, Metazoa, Chordata, Actinopteri, Osteoglossiformes, Mormyridae. Gene Ontology annotation, molecular function: RNA binding. Gene Ontology annotation, cellular component: nucleus. The record is from RefSeq and is a predicted model, not a curated record.
AGAGAGCGACUUGGCGUAUUCCGCCAUUUUGUGGGGGUAUAAGAAAAGUCAGCCAAGCUGUUGUCCCGUUGCUCUGACCUGUAGUUCUGUAUUGUGCAAUGGACGGCCGUUUAGAGACUGAUUUGUAUCCUCUGGGAUCCAGCUACACCACUGAACUUGACAGUGUCCACGAUAUUACAGUUGGUACAAAGAGAGGAUCUGACGAACUCUUUUCCUCUUGCGUCUCUAACGGACCCUAUAUCAUGAGCAAUUCGUCUGGAGCAGCUAAUGGCAAUGACAGCAAAAAAUUCAAAGGUGACAUCCGGAGCCCCGGCAUUCCGUCACGCGUCAUACAUGUGCGGAAGCUGCCUAAUGACAUCAACGAAGCUGAAGUGAUAUCCCUGGGGCUGCCCUUUGGCAAAGUGACCAACCUGCUCAUGCUCAAAGGAAAGAACCAGGCCUUCAUUGAAAUGAACACAGAAGAAGCUGCACAGACAAUGGUCACCUACUACUCCUCUGUCACACCAGUCAUCAGGAACCACCCCAUAUUCAUGCAGUACUCAAACCACAAGGAGCUCAAGACAGACAAUUCACCCAAUCAAGUGAGGGCACAGGCCGCGCUGCAGGCGGUUAAUGCCGUCCAGACGGGGAACAUGACCAUGGCCAGUGUGGACCCCUCUGCCUUGGGGAGCCCCAGCCCUGUCCUGCGCAUCAUCGUGGAGAAUCUCUUCUACCCGGUCACACUGGAUGUGUUGCAUCAGAUUUUUUCCAAAUUUGGGACCGUGUUGAAGAUAAUCACAUUUACCAAAAACAACCAGUUCCAAGCCCUGCUCCAAUAUUCAGAUGGCCUGCUUGCUCAACAUGCUAAAAUGUCUCUCGAUGGGCAAAACAUAUACAACGCCUGCUGCACCCUGCGCAUCAAUUUCUCAAAACUGACCAGCCUUAACGUGAAAUACAACAACGACAAGAGCCGGGAUUACACACGGCCCGACCUGCCCUCCGGAGACAGCCAGCCCUCCAUCGAGCACCAGGCCAUGGCCGCUGCCGCCUUCGGUGCUCCAGGCAUUAUCUCUGCAAACCCCUACACAGGAGCUCAUGGCUUUCCUCCUGCCUUUGCCAUUCAGCAGGCGACAGGUCUCUCAGUGCCCGGCGUUCCCAGUGCCCUGGCCUCACUGGCCAUCCCCGGGGCCGCGGCGGCAGCAGCUGCAGCUGCUGGUCGCCUCGGCUUCUCUGGUCUCACUGCUGGCCACUGUGUCCUGCUUGUCAGCAACCUCAACCCCGAGAGAGUUACGCCCCAAUGCCUCUUUAUUCUUUUCGGUGUGUAUGGUGAUGUCAUGAGAGUGAAGAUUCUGUUCAACAAGAAGGAGAAUGCCCUUGUACAGAUGGCAGAUGGAACCCAGGCACAACUUGCUAUGAGCCACCUGAAUGGACAGAAGCUUCACGGGAAGGCAAUCCGUGUCACGCUAUCCAAGCACACAAAUGUGCAGCUUCCACGUGAAGGUCAGGAGGACCAAGGGCUCACAAAGGACUUCAGUAACUCGCCACUUCACCGCUUCAAGAAGCCAGGCUCCAAAAACUAUCAGAAUAUCUUCCCACCUUCUGCAACCCUGCACCUCUCCAACAUCCCACCUUCAGUGACUGAAGAUGACCUCAAGAUACUCUUCUCAAGUUCUGGUGCCUUGGUCAAAGCCUUCAAGUUCUUCCAGAAAGAUCGCAAAAUGGCCUUGAUCCAGAUGGGAUCUGUAGAGGAGGCCAUUCAGUCUCUUAUUGAGUUCCACAACCAUGACCUUGGUGAGAAUCACCACCUGAGGGUGUCCUUCUCAAAGUCCACCAUCUGAAAGCGUGGAAACAGGAGGAAUAAUCAAGAGGAGCUCACAUGCUGAUGGAUGAACUGUCACUUUUUAGGGUUCACAUGUAUGACCUUGUGGGAUUAAGUCUCUAGAGCCCAGGGGCUCCUCACAAGACCCACUUCCAUCAUUCCUUUAAGAUAUUUAUAUGGAUCUGUAUCAAUACAAUGCCAAUUUGAAUCAUGGAGCAUGGAAGAAAAUACAUACCAGAUUUUAUUUGAGCUUUUAAGCAUGUUUUAGUUUCCCUUUUAUAUUGAAAAAGCUCAUUUGGUCCCAUGUUUGUGCAUAUUGGUCUGAUCAAAGUAUAGAUCAGUAGGUUGUUUACACCAGCCAUCUCCUAGAAUCUCCACACUCAACUCAGGUUGCACGUGAUGACAAGCUUUUUUCUUUUUUUGGCUGUAGGGGAAUUGUACCACUACUUUCAGCAUCCUGCCCCCUCCUGAUUCUGUGCCUUCAUAGGGACUAUCUCACGGCAUCUUCCCGUAGCUAAACACGCAGGCAUUGUAAAAUGUGCCCUUUCCCUGCUUGUUUCUGAUCUACACCCAUUUUUUUUUUGGUGUAGGUCACAUUUGACAAUUUGACACAUGGCUGCCCCUUAAAUCAAUACUGCUUAAUUAGAAUUGAGAGAGAAUUUCAUGUCAUGCUGUGUGACUACACUUUUGAAGAGAAUGGCAGCCAUUUUGAGGUAAUGAAAUGUAACUUUCUUCCCC